Molecule: messenger RNA, 3145 nt
Organism: Triticum aestivum (bread wheat)
Lineage: Eukaryota; Viridiplantae; Streptophyta; Magnoliopsida; Poales; Poaceae
Product: disease resistance protein RGA5-like
Exons: 6
Coding region: 158-3145 (995 amino acids)
Biological process (GO): defense response to other organism
Molecular function (GO): ADP binding
Source: RefSeq, a predicted model, not a curated record
UAGUCCUCGGCCAACCAACCUAUCCGCCCUUGACAAGCUUCCCGUCGCCGGCAGUCACCAUGCCCGGGUAUUGAGAGCCGAGCUAGCUGAUCUCUGCCUCGGCCUACCGCCGGUUCAGGAGGGACAUGAUUCUGCUAGGUUUCAGUUCGAAUUGAAGAUGGAUGCUCCUGAUUCCGACCUCCACAUGGAGAUGGAGGAUCCUGAUCUUGAGGCGGCCAUGGGUUUUCCGGUUACUGCUUCGCUGGGCCCUGUUGGUCCCCUCCUCCGGCAACUCCGUGAGCUGACCACUCUACACAACGUGGUUAGCGGGGAUGAGAUUCAGGGGCUCACUGAGCAUCUCCAUGGAUUAUGCGUCUCCCUCAUGCAUCAGUCGGAGGCAGAGGCGGAGGAACCUCUGAACUCCACGGCCAAGUGCUGGAUGAGAGAGGUCCGCGAGCUAUGCUAUGACACCAACAACUACUUGAACGAUGCCCCAUUUAUUUCCAAACAAGACGAUGAUCAUGGCCUCACUCCACAAGAGAAGCAAGAAAAUGCCCAGUUUGAAUUCAAGAUGCUCGUGGCCCGAGCCAAGAGUGCAAGCAAAAGGCGUCAGAGGUGCGAAAUCAAUCACAAGAGCAUCAGCAAGACCACUAAACUUUCAUACACGGGUCGAGGGCUUCCAGUUCUCCAUCCGGAACUGAUUGAUCGUGGUCGAAUGGAUGAGCUUGCUGACAUGCUGGGUAAGGACGAGGAGAAGCAGCUCAAGGUUGUAUCUCUUGUUGGACUUGAGGGUGUGGGUAAGACCACACUUGCCAAGAGGGUAUACCACAAGACCGUUGGGCAAUUCCAGUGCCGGGCUUUUGUGCGGGUGUCUCCCAACCCGGACAUGAGGAGGCUUCUAACCAACAUAUUAUGGCAGAUUCAAUUGCCCGCCUUUCCUUCUUCUUCUUCUUCUUUUUCUGAGGGUGUCACUCAGCCUGCUUCCUGCUUGGAUGCACAGGACCUCAUCACUAAUAUCCAAGAUUAUCUGCGGCAUAAAAGGUACUUAAUCAUAAUCGAUCAUCUAUGGAGUACUUCAGUGUGGGAUAUUAUUAGGCGUGCUUUUCCAGAUGGUGGUUGUCGCAGCAGAAUAAUAACAACCACCCAAUUUGAGGAUGUAGCAUUGGCGUGCUGUAGUUAUCAGUCGAAGUACAAAUUUGAGAUGAAACCUCUCAAAUAUGAUCAAUCACAAAAAUUAUUUUUCCAUAUGGUGUUCGGCUCUGAAGAUAAAGUCAGCUUUCCUGAGGGCUUCAGAGAAAUAUCAUCUGAGAUUAUUAAGAAAUGUGGUGGUUUACCAUUAUCAAUGGCAAAUAUAGCCAGCUUGUUGGCAACGGAAAAAAGCAAAAUAAACCUCCAGCAAUGGAAGGACAUUCGAGAUUCUUUACCUCCCACUCUGAAGAAAGAUCCCACUUCUGAAGGGAUGGAAAAAGUUAUAAACCUUAUAUACAAUAAUCUUUCCCCUGAACUGAAGACGUGCUUGCUGUACCUUGUUGUGAAUCCAGAGGGCUACACGGUCAGUAAGGAUGACUUGGUGAAGCAAUGGGUAAUUGAAGGUUUUAUACGGGAAGGACAAAACAAAGAGGAAAUUGCAGUGCGUUAUUUUGAUGAGCUUGUCAGGAGGGGCAUGAUACAAGCUGUAGACAUCAAUUACCGUGGGGUGCUGUCAUGUACACUUCACCACAUGGUGCACAAUCUUAUUGUGAAGAAAUCCAUGGAGGGAAACUUCAUCGUUGGUGUGGACAAUUUUCAGUCAGCUAGAUGCCUUCCUAACAAGGUUCGCCGUCUGUCUGUUCAAUUUGGUGGUGCGAGGAGUGCACAGAUACCAGCGGGAAUCAUUCUGUCAGAAGUUCGAUCACUUGCAUUUUUUGGAUUUGAUGGAUGCGUGGAUUUCAUUGAGGAGUGUAAGCUUCUUCGAGUUUUAAUUCUCCAUGUGUGGGCUGAUCAAGAUAAGGUGCCUUUUGACCUCUCUGGAAUUAUUAGUAAACUACUUCCACUGAGAUAUGUGAAGAUUGCAUGUAAUAUCACCGUCAAACUUCCAGCCAAGAUUCAAGAUCUGCAAUUCCUGGAGACACUGGAAGUUGAUACACCAGUAGUUGCCAUUCCAUCGGAUAUUGAAGGACUCAGCAGACUCUCCAGUCUAAAGAUUGCACUUAGAGAGCUAUCGAGGGAAGAAAUCUGUAUCCUCCAAAAAUUGCCAGCCCUCGCUGCUCUUUCGCUGCAUGUGUGGACCUCUCCAGUCGAAAUGAUCGUCUUCAACGAGGGGGGGUUUCUAGUUCUGAAGUCCUUCGAAUUCAGGUGCCCUGUGCCGCUGAAAUAUGAGGCAGGUUCAAUGCCUGACCUCCAGAAUCUCAACCUAUGUUUCAAUGGCCGCGAAGCAGAUCAUUAUGGUAUUGUGCCAAUCGGCAUGGAGCACCUGUCAUGCCUUGAAGAAAUCACCGCAGAUAUUUGGGGUGCAAAUGCCGAUGUAGGAUCUACAUUCAGAACUGCAAUUGGCAGUCAUCCAAACAAUCCUAGAAUCUACAUGCAGUUGGUCGAUCCUGUUUUUCAUGGGGACGCAACCACAAGUGAGGGGACAAUCAAAGUGGAAGAUGAGAGGAAACAAGCUGAUGAUAAGUCAAGAUUAGGAGAUUGGAUGUAUGCGUUCCCCCGGUCAAAAAGGAUGUCUACAUCACAGGGAUCCUCUUCGCGUGUGCCUGUGCAAGGAGUUAACAAAAAGCUUAAAAUGGAGAUAGAAACUGACUGUAUUGAAGUUAAGGCAGAGACAUUCACAUACGGUCGUGCAGAUAUGGCCCAUAGGAUGACAAAACUGAAAAUAGAAACUGAAAAUGUUGAUGAUAAGCUAGAGACAAAGUUUGGUAUUCUAGAAGAUAUGGACAUCGAACACUACACAGCAUCAUCUCCUAUGAAGACUGAAAGUAUUGAGGAUAAGCUACAGACAAAAUAUGAUACCCUAGAAGAUAAGGACAUCAAGCACUGGAUGCCAUCAUCUCCUAUGAGUAACCGCACUGACAUGAACUGGAAGCCUUCUGGACGAGAAGAUGAGAAAAAACUAGCUGGUACCAGGUACAAAUCAUCCGUUCUUCUAAAAGAUGUGUACCUCACCAGGGUCCUCUUCACGUCUGCCUGA